UAUACCGUGUGUGUGUGUGUGUCUGUGCUUGCAAUGUGCGCAUAUUGGACACAGAUAUUAUACCAUGGGGCACGAAAUCCUUAUUCCUCUGUGUGUGUGUGUGAAAAAUUUCGACAUUUUUUGGAUUAUCUGCCUAUGACAUUUUUUGGUAGGACUUAUUAUCUGCCUAUGACAUUUUCUUAUCUGCCUAUGACAUUUUUUAUAUGCCUAUGACAUUUUUUGGUAGAACUUAUUAACAUGCUUCCUUCCGUUUUUAGUGUUAUUAUGCAUUCAUGCUCCAGUUACUUAAUUUUUUGCCACUAUCUAAUAAUGUUAUUUUAUAUUAUCACUAGACAUGGAUCAAAGAAAGAUUGUGGCAUGCUUCAUUGUUAACGUGUGGUACUUGAAUAUUGUGACUUGGUUGAUGAUGUGGUUCAUCAAGAAUCAUAAUUCAGCUAGAAGGCGGAAUCGGCAACUUGCACUUAGAAAUCGCACAUUUGUUAGGAGAAUGGUAGGGUCAGCCUAUUUAGAUAGCAUAUUAGGAUAUGAUGAUGUUCAGUGUGUGAACCAAAUUAGAAUGGAUAGAAGAAUGUUCCACUAUUUAUGUCAAAUGCUUCGUGACCAUGGUAGAGUAAAAUUGGAUGGUGUAGUGACAAUGGAAGAACAAGUUUGCAUGUUUUUGCAUAUACUUGCACAUCAUGUCAAGAAUCGUACAAUUGAGAGUAGGUUUUGUCGAUCGGAGGAGACCAUAAGUAGGUAUUUCAAUUCCAUUCUACAUGGAGUGUUAAGGCUACAAGGUACACUUUUGAAAGUGCCAGAACCCAUUCCUAAUGCCUACCUAGAUCCUAAAUGGAGUUGGUUUGAGAAUUGCUUGGGGGCAUUGGAUGGGACUUACAUUAACGUUCAUGUCCCUGAGCGAGAUAAACCAAGAUACCAAUCAAAGAAGGGAGAGAUUGCGACCAAUAUGUUGGGAGUCUGUAAUGUGGACAUGAAUUUUAUAUUUGUGUACCCAGGUUGGGAAGGGUCGGCAUCUGAUUCUAGAGUACUCCGAGAUGCGAUAAGUAGACCAUCGGGAUUAAAAGUUCCCACGGGAUGUUACUACCUUGUGGAUGGUGGGUACACAAAUGGUCCAGGAUACCUUGCACCGUAUAAGGGAGUGCGUUACCAUCUCUCGGAGUGGAGAAAUAGAAGACUCCUGAUUAAUCAUGAGGAGUAUUUCAAUAUGAAACAUGCUCAAGCUAGAAAUGUCAUUGAGAGAUGUUUUGGACUACUUAAGAUGCGUUGGAGCAUCUUAAGAGGUCCAUCAUUUUUCCCAAUUAAAACACAAUUUAGGAUUAUGACAGCUUGCUGCCUAUUACAUAAUCUUAUUAGAAGGCAUAUGUCAGCUGAUCCAAUAGAAAAUGAAAUCCUAAACUUGGAUGAAUCUGAAAGUAGUGAUGAUGAUGAAGAUAUGAUUGACAGUGUUCAACCUACACAAGAAUGGACUGCAUGGAGAAACACUUUGGCUAUGAAUAUGUACAAUGAGUGGCAUGCACAAGUUAACAAAGAAACAGAAGGCUGGCUAGGAAAAUCGUUUCCAUUGUAUGAUAGAUUGAAUGUUAUUUUUGGGAAAGACCAAGCAACCGGAGUAGGAGCUGCAACUCCUACUGAGAUGAUGAAUGAGCCUGAGCCAUUAAUGAAGAUGAACAUGAGGUGGAGACUAGUUCUCCCUCUGUUGCUCGACGGUCUAGUAGUUCAAGUACCCGGAAAAGGAAGAGAGCUACUAAUGAUAAUGAUCUUGUUGUGGCAUUUAAAGAAAUGCUUUCUGAAUCAGUUGAUAAGUUGGGUGAAGUUUUACAAGUUGCUUUUGGGAAAGGAGUGGAUCCAAAACCUGAGAUUGUUUCAGAAUUGUCAAAGAUGGAUUUGUCUAUUGAGGAUCAAAUCAAGACACUAAAUAUCCUUUUCGAAAAGCCACAGAAUGAGAGGACAUUCUCGUCUUUGGAUGGUGCAAUGAAAAAAGCCUUUGUACUCAUGUUACUUGGACAAAGUAACCCCAAUUGACAUUUCAAACCAACAACAAUAUAUUUUGUUAAAAGUUGUAGCAUGCAUAUAUUUUGUUAAAAGUAGCAUGCAUAUAUUUUGGCUAUCUGGACAAACUGUUUCUUAUUGAAACCACCUUGCAUUUGUAUAUUUUAUGAACUUGGAUAUGUGGUUGGAUUAUAUAUCGUAACGAUUGUAGUUGUUUUUUGUGAA
Pyrus x bretschneideri (Chinese white pear) is the source of this 2211-nucleotide messenger RNA. Its product is annotated as protein ALP1-like. The transcript has 4 exons. NCBI's taxonomy places the organism in Eukaryota, Viridiplantae, Streptophyta, Magnoliopsida, Rosales, Rosaceae. The record is from RefSeq and is a predicted model, not a curated record. The coding region runs from base 335 to 1912 and encodes 525 amino acids.